AUGGCGGCGGCCGCGCUAAGGGACCCGGCACAAGGUAAUGUAACCUUUGAGGAUGUGGCCGUAUACUUCUCCUGGGAGGAAUGGGGUCUCCUUGAUGAGGCUCAGAGAUACCUGUACCACAGUGUGAUGCUGGAGAACUUUGCACUUAUAUCCUCACUGGGUUGUUGGUGUGGUGUGGAUAAUGAGGAGGUACUUUCUGCUCAGUGUGAUUUUAUGGAAAGAGUGUCACAAAUCAGGACCCCAAAGCCAGAUCCAUCAAACCAGAAGGCUCAUCUCUGUGACAUAUGUGUCCCUACCAUGCAAGAUAUUUUGUACCUGGCUGAGCACCAAGGAACACAUCAUAAUGGGCAGAAAUUGUACACAUGUGUGGCAUGUGGAAAACAAUUCUGUUCCAGUGCAAAUCUUCACCAGCACCAGAAAGAGCACAGUGGAGAGAAAUCUAACUGCAAAGAUAUGGACAGGGCCUCCUUUGUGAAGAGCUACAGAAUCCAUGCAUUACAGGAGCCCUUCAUCUGUGGGGAAGUUGGGAACAACUUCCUGACCAAUGUGGGUCUUCUUCAGCACCAGGUCACUCCUAAAGGAAUGCCACCACACAGUGUUACUGAGUGUGAGGAGGCCUUUCAGAGUGGAAAAAGUCACAAAUGUGGUGAAUGUGGGAAAACAUUCCGCCGCAAACGUACACUUGUUCAGCAUCAGAGAAUCCAUACUGGAGAAGGAUUGUAUGAGUGCUGUGAAUGUGGGAAAAACUUCAGCUACAAGCAUACAUUUGUUCAGCACAAGACAGUCCACACUGGAGAAAGGCCUUUUGAGUGCAGCGAAUGUGGGAAGGCCUUCAGGUUCAAAUAUAAACUUGUUCAGCACCAGCGUAUUCACACUGGAGAAAGGCCUUAUGAAUGUACUGAAUGUGGGAAAGCUUUUGGGUGUAAAUCCAAACUUGUUCGCCACCAGAGAAUUCACACUGGAGCAAAACCUUAUGAAUGUGCUGAAUGUGGGAAAUUCUUUAGACAGAGUUCCAGCCUUGUUCAACACCAGAGAAUUCAUACUGGAUCAAGGCCUUAUGAAUGUGAAGAAUGUGGGAAAUCCUUUAGCCAAAGCUCCAUCCUCAUUCAGCACCGUAGAGUUCACACUGGAGAAAGGCCUUAUAAGUGUGGGGAAUGUGGGAAAUCUUUUAGACAAAGCUCCAGCCUCAUUCAGCACCAGAGAGUUCACACAGGAGCAAGGCCUUAUGAAUGCAGUGAAUGUGGGAAAUGCUUUAGCCAAAGUUUCAGCCUUAUUCUACAUCGGAGAAUUCACACUGGAGAAAGACCGUAUGAAUGCAGUAUAUGUGGGAAAUGCUUUAGCCAAAACUACAGCCUCAUUCAACAUCAUAAACUUCACACUAGAUAAAGGCCUCAUGAGUGCAGCCAAUUCAGUUAAUAGUCUACUCUAAUUCAGCACCAAAAAUUUUGCAACCCAGAUAAUAUAAAUUCAGUCAAUGUGUGAAAGCCUUUAGCCAAAGAGAUAGCCUUGUUCAGUAUUUAGAUUCUUCAAACAUGCUUAUGUGAAUAGUUCAUUGUUUUUAUUGCUGAGUAUAGUUUGUUUCAUGGAUAUACCACUAUUUGUUUAUCUAUUCAUCUUUUAAUGAGCAUUUGGGUUGCUUUCAGUUUGGGGCUGUUACAAAGCUGCAUAUUUAAAACGUAUAAUUUGAUGUUUUGAUAUAUUCUUAAACUCUUGAAACCAAAAGUUUCUUUCUGCCCGGGCACAGUGGCUCAUGCCUGUAAUCGUAGCACUUUGGGAAGCUGAGG
This is a messenger RNA of Lemur catta (Ring-tailed lemur), 1784 nucleotides long. Its product is annotated as zinc finger protein 211-like. The record is from RefSeq and is a predicted model, not a curated record. NCBI's taxonomy places the organism in Eukaryota, Metazoa, Chordata, Mammalia, Primates, Lemuridae. Bases 1 to 1386 code for a protein of 461 amino acids. Gene Ontology annotation, biological process: regulation of DNA-templated transcription. The transcript has 3 exons.